AUGGGGAACGUUCUUUCAUUUUCUAGAAAACACGGCAAAUUAGCAAAAUCCAAAAACACCCAAAAUGUUCAAAAAAAAACAGAACCUUUAAAAUAUUACCUACCGAAUUUUAUAACGGACACGGAUAUAAUGGUUAUGUCACAUUUUUUUGAUCGAUAUCUUUUUCAAUGCAAUUUUAAAGCUCCGAUUGAAGAAAAAUUGACUAGCGGACGAUGUAAAGUCUUAGAUGUAUGCUGCGGGGCUGGAACUUGGUUAUUAGACAUGGCUUCAGCUUAUGGUUCAUCGAAUUUCUUUGGGAUUGAUUUGUGCUUUGUAUUCCCGACAGAGAUUAAACCGGAAAAUGUGCAAUUUAAAUUAGGCGAUGUUUUGGAAGGGCUUCCAUUCGAUGAUAAUACAUUUGAUUACGUUCAUCAAGGACAUAUGGUAGAUGUAUUUACAUUGGAUCAAUGGCAUUUUGCUAUAACGGAAAUAAUUAGAGUGUGUAAACCAGGCGGAUACGUAGAAUUCGCUGAACCAGAAUUAGCAACUAACUCUGGCCCAAUACUUUCAAAGUUCUACGAUGCAUUGGUCGAAUUAAGCGAAUCCCGUAAUGUGAAAAUACGAAUGUAUGAUAAUAUUAUUGGAAUCUUAAACUCAACAAUAUCAGUGCAAAAUGUUGAAUCUAAAAAAGAAGUGAUUUCAUUGGGGUUAAAGAAAGGAGGAUAUGUCGGCAAUGAGUAUUUGAUGAUACAUAAUGAAUUUUUUUUAAACGUUCCUAUGCCCGAAACUUUGUCUAAAUUUAUGGGACUUUCAGAAAGAGAAUAUUUAGAAUUAUAUAAAAGGGCCAAAAAUGAAGUUGAGAGUGUGUUUUCACCUGAUUGUGAAGUCUAUAAAAUAUGGUGUCAAAAGAGAUGA
Messenger RNA from Funneliformis mosseae, 894 nucleotides. Lineage: Eukaryota; Fungi; Glomeromycota; Glomeromycetes; Glomerales; Glomeraceae. The record is from the annotation of a GenBank genome assembly.